GUUGGUCCUGACAGCUUUCCUGACCGGCUUCACGACUCUAUAUGGUGUCUAGAAUGUUGGUAUCAUUACAUUACAUAUUUAGUUGGGAUGGUUCUCCAUUUGCACAAGGUAGCGUUAAUGUGGACAAAUCGAGAUACAGCCAUUUAGUUGUAUAGGAGAGGGACACAGUCUGGAUGUCCUGUAUGUUGACUUUUGAAGACGGACAUAGUCUGGAUGUCCUCGAUAUUCACACUAAACGUGUACUUGUUGUACGGGUAGUUAAACCUGUUCAUGGAUUUACUUUGAUUCUCGCUCAAUUUUCGGAUCAUAGGCGUCAUGUAUCGAUAAAAGGGAUGUCAACUUCAUUGUGAUAUUCUCAAUAGACAUCAUUGUAAACAUCGGGUGUACUGAGAUGAAACAGAAUAUGGACAACGAAUGUCUGUAUCAUAAAACUUUAUAACAUGUAUUAUACACGGACGAGUGAAAUUGAAAAUGGAUGUUAAUGUGGACUGGUAAAGGAUAUCCACACAGUUAUAGUGAACGAGAUCUGUGACCAAUGUGGCGUUUAUGGAGGACAAUGAAAGGGGUGUUAGUAGCGAGUACUGUGAUACAAUUGUGGUGUUAAUAGCGAGUACCGUGAUACCAAUUGUGGUGUUAGUGGUGAGUAGUCAUAUUGUAUUGUUAGUGGUGAGUACUGACACAGGCUUGUAAGUGGCGAUUACGGUGACUCAAAGGUGGUGUUAGUAGCGAGUACGGUGACACAAAGGUGGUGUUAUUGGCGAGUACGGUGAUACAAAGGUGGUGUUACUGGCAAGACUCGCCAUGAAGCAGGCAAGGAAGAGCGGUCGGGCGUGUACCAACACAUUUCUGCUAUACAUGUUUACCGGCUUGUGUAUUGUGAUGGUGUCUACUGCUUUGGUUUACUGGCAGUACGUCUACGAAAUCUCCAAUCUGUCUGUAAUGCUGACAAACACCGUACACAACUUAUAUGUUAACACAACCAGUGUUGUGUUUGGUGUCAACAAGCCUAUUACCACGCGGACGGGAGUUCGUAACACGACAUCAUCCAACCUGUCGGCGGUAGUCACGAUUGUUAAUGUACCUUCAACAAAAAUAUUACCGAAAGUGUCACCUAAACCACCGACCGACCGUCCAGAUAGUUGUGAAAUGUGUUUCAGGCACGAUUUUAACUAUAUACUUCAAAAUGACGAAAUAUGCGCCCGUAAGGACAAAACGCCAGACAUAGAGGUCAUUAUACUGAUAUUUACAGUCCACAAAAACAGACUAGAACGGGACACAAUACGACAAACCUGGCUUACGUAUGCUAAAAACAACUCUAUAGAUUCGAACGUUAGAUACGCCUUCCUUCUCGGAGCGCCUUCCUCUCCAGCGAUGGAUAAAGCGGUAAAGGAGGAAUUCGAUAUACACCAGGAUAUUCUUCAGGAAGAUUUUAAAGAUGCUUACAGUAAUCUAACGUACAAAACUAUGAUGGCUUUCAAAUGGGCCAGCACCAAGUGUAAGGACGCCAAAUUCGUGAUGAAGACUGAUGACGAUAUGUAUGUUAAUAUUCCCAAUAUUCUUACGACAUUAAAAACCAACAAAGACAAAUUACAAACUCGGGUGGGAGGGGCGUGUCACCGAGUAGCAGAACCAAUCCGCGACCACCGUUCAAAAUGGUACGCAUCAAAAAAGAGUUUCCCCGGAAGUCACUAUCCGGGAUUUUGUUCCGGUACCGGCUAUGUCACCAGUAUGAACGUGGCUACCAAAGUGUUUGAGGUGUCCAAAAAGGUGCCAUUUUUCCACCUGGAGGAUGUGUAUGUCGCCCUUUGUAUAAAAAAACUGGGGUACAAUCUACUGCCUAUCGCCAAUUUCAAUGCUGGUAGAUUCCCGGCCGAUCCCUGUAUAUACCAGGGGAUAGCCAUGAUGACGUCACAUCAAGUUCCACCCGAUAUGAUGAAGAAAAUGUGGUUAGGAAAGUGUAAGAGACAUGGAUGAUGAUAUUGGUAAAGUUAGAAGAAAACCCGGCUGUAUUCCAGUUAUACUCCCGCUAAUUAUUGACCAAUCAAAAGCCGUCUUGCAUCUCUAAUUGCUGUUUUUUGUUUGGUUUUUGUUUUGAAACCUCUAUUCUGCAUUGUGUCGCCUGCAUUGUAUAUAUGUCACCGGGAUAUUGCCAAUUUGUAAUUAUUAGGAUUGUACAGAUGACAAACAAGAAAUAACACUUUCCAAAACAAAUUUACCGUUAUCAGAUACUGUAGAGCAAAAAUGAAUUAUACUGCACCAUACAGCUGUUUCGUCAUUCUAGGACUUGUCAGUGAUGUUAGGGACACCAUACAGCUGUUUCGUCAUUCUAGGACU
Pecten maximus is the source of this 2334-nucleotide messenger RNA. Its product is annotated as beta-1,3-galactosyltransferase 1-like. Bases 802 to 1974 code for a protein of 390 amino acids. The transcript has a single exon. NCBI's taxonomy places the organism in Eukaryota, Metazoa, Mollusca, Bivalvia, Pectinida, Pectinidae. Gene Ontology annotation, molecular function: hexosyltransferase activity. Gene Ontology annotation, cellular component: membrane. The record is from RefSeq and is a predicted model, not a curated record.